This is a messenger RNA of Apaloderma vittatum (bar-tailed trogon), 447 nucleotides long. It is a transcript of the gene TIMMDC1, whose product is annotated as translocase of inner mitochondrial membrane domain containing 1. The record is from RefSeq and is a predicted model, not a curated record. Gene Ontology annotation, cellular component: mitochondrion. NCBI's taxonomy places the organism in Eukaryota, Metazoa, Chordata, Aves, Trogoniformes, Trogonidae. The transcript has 5 exons. The annotation marks the transcript as partial.
CAAUCUGCACAUCGGGCUGGCCUCAGGGGUUUCAUCCGCUACGGCUGGCGCUGGAGCUGGAGAGUCGCUGUUUUUGUGACAAUAUUCAACACGGUGAGCACUGGUCUGUCCAUGUACCGCAAUAAAACCACCAUCAGUAAUUUUGCUUCGGCGGGAGCCUUCACAGGAGCCCUUUUCAGAAUGCACUUGGGCCUGCCGGGACUGGCAGGCGGCAUCGUGUUCGGAACAGCUUUUGGGAUCCCUGCAGGAGGCCUCUUAAUGGUCUUGCAGAAGUUUGCUGGUGAGACCUUGCAGGAGAAGAGAAGUCGUGAGCGCAGGGAGCUGUAUGAACAGAAGUUAGCAGAAUGGCAUUCUAGGCUCAGCGUGACCGAAGACUUAGGACAAAUGGAAAGCGAUGCCCAGGGAAGACCAGAAAUGGAGAGAGCAAGAGAAUCUAGGAGCUACUGA